UACUUGAAAAAUAUCUUGUGAACGAUCAGCAAAUAAAGCAGCAUUAUGAUUUCCUGUAGAUUAUUAACUACUUGAAAGCGUGAUGCCUUUCCUGUUUGCUGUUAGCUCUUUUGUGACAGUUAGCGAUGGUUUUCAAGUUGGAUAGAGAAGUACUGUAGCGUACCGCACUUUGCUAUAGUGAAGCUGGUUGGUUGAUCUCAUAAAUAUUCAUCAAUCAGUCUGCUGAGGAUGGUAACAAACGGUAGAGAUCACAAUAAUGGAAAGCAAAGAUUCUAAUCACUUUUGCAAUGUUAAUCUUACCAUGAAGAAAGAAAGUAAGAGUGAUUUAAUUUUGCAAAAUUGAUAAAUAGAAGACAUUUGGGGAGAGGAAAGCUCAUUUGUAGUUCAUCUCUGCUUCUGCAAACUGCUGUGUGAUACAGAGUUCUCUAUUUGAAAUACAACUAAGGAGCAACGAACACUGUUAUGCAUAUGAUAGCCAAGUUCAAUAUAUUAUGGAAGUCGUUGUUGGUGCUUAUAACGAUUGAAUACUACAAAUGUGAGAGUGUGAUGCGACCGGUGGAAGAGGGGCCUGCAGCGGGGGCAGGGGGGCUGUCCCCCGACGAGGGGGGCUACAUGGGAGAGGUGGGCCACUGUCUGCGAGAGGGGGGUGCAGUGGGCUCCUGCAUGACGGCGGGCGCGUUUGUCAUGCUGCAGACGGCCGUCCGCAAGGAAAGUCUGCCCAUCUAUGAGGAUAUGGAGCUGCAUGACAAUGAUAUUGAUUCUCAAGAAAUCCGCACUGUUGUACCUGUUGAUGCGGAUCCAACUGAUUUCUAUUCUCUUAUGGAAGCUAGCACAAAGUUUCUACAACGAAGAACGUUGCGUUGGAAUUUGGAGUCUCUAUUUCCUGGGUUGGAGAUGUGCAUAGGAUCUGUGAAUGCAGGACCUCCAUCCCUGCAUUUCUUGCUGGAUCCCAGAAAAGGCCAUGAUGAAAGGCGACUAUCAACUGGUCGGCUCCUGGUGAAAAGGGCUGUCCUACCUUACAUUCUGGGACUGAAAAUCAAUCUGAUCGCCAUAAUUCCACUGGUAUUCGCCGCCCUGAUAUUCCUCACCAAGAAAGCGUUCAUGCUGAGCAAAUUCGCAUUUCUGUUCACAACGAUCGCUGGGCUGGCGUCGGCGUCGCAGUAUGCCCAUCAGCACCAUGUGCCGAGUCCUCCCUCGCUGCUGGGACCUCACAGCUUCUAUGAUGGCAGUCUGUAUCGCGACUCCAAUCACCACAGGAAAAGAGAUGAAACAAGUGGCCGUAAUUUCAGAUGGGAAGACAAGGCGAAAAAGUCGAAGAAAUGAUAUUAUGAUAAAGGACAAUAUCUGGAUAGAUUCAUUUAAUACAUGCUAAAGGAUAAUAUGAAGAAUUAGUUUUCAUAUUAUUCUAUAGGGGAUCAGAAGUUGACAGGUGAAUCAACUUGCGCGAUCUCUGUUGGAAAAAGUUCCCCAUGCAAAGUUCACACCUUCUCCAUGAAAGCGCCAGCGUUCGAAUUUAUGUCAAAUAAGUUUGAAAACAAAUUCAUCCAAAAUGAGAUCUUUUGACAUUCAAAUCUAGGCGUUCAGCCACAGAAUAGGUACAGAAUGGAAACUUGUAAUCAAUCGCCUAUCUAACCAAUGCUUUUUACAUGACGCCAAUACUGAACACGUCACGUGAUCUUGGGAAGUUAUAAUCCUGGUCUUCUGAUUGGCUCGUGGCAGUGAAUGAGAUCAAUUGAUCCGGAUGAUUAAAGUGAUCCGAACCUACCAUCAAUAAUAUUACAAUGCGGCGCUUCCUAACAUGAUUUUAGCGUCAGGGUACUAGCCAAGUUUCCAUACUGUAUGUAUAGUGUGGUUCAGCCUCUAAUCGUCUGAUCUUCAUACCACAUCUUCUAGCACGGAAGCACAGGCGUUCAAAUUUAUGAUCCCCAUAUAGCGAGCCAGACUCUGACUUCCUGAGUGAUGAUUGUGAUAGCAUACUGCCUAUAAUUGAAGUUAAAAUCAUUUUGAAUAAUAUUAAAUCAAGAAUCCAUCGUCGUUCCUUAACGGAAAAAACCCUCGACUUAUGUGGUGAUAAACAACUCUGUACUCUGGUACUCUGUUCCAUUCAUAAGCCUUCUCAUAUAAGUGUAAUAAUUGUACAUUACUGAAUUAAUAAAUAUGAGAAUAUUAAUUGAAAAGAUAAUUCUUCUUGCUGAUUGAUCCAUUAUGGUUUGUCUGAGAUAGGUGGAGAACAAAUCCUUUUCAAGGAAAUUUCAACUAGAAACAAGAUUCAGCCUAUAAAAAUGACUAGUCUUAUUUGAUCCAUAUUAUGGUUUGCCUGUGAUAGGUGGAGAACAUUUUUCCUUUUCAAUGAAAUUUCAACUAGAAACAAGAUUCAGUCUAUAAAAAUGACUAAUUGUCUGAUUAGAUGUAUUGUCCACUCCACAGUACAUUGAUAAUUUGUAAACAAACUUCAAAAAGGUGAAAAAUUAGUGCCAAUUGAUGUUUGUAUAACUUUAAUUGUGAAGAUUUAUUCUGUAUAAAAAUUAUAUAUAUGCAUAAAUUGAAUUUUUUAUUUUGUUUUUGUAUUUAAUUUGUAUGGAUUAUAUUCUAAAAAAUAUAAUCACAUAUAAACCUAUAUCCAUGUGAAUUUGUGUAGGCUUUCAAAAGUUAUAAUCUGUGUUGAAAAAAAUUGAUCGUAUAUAUUACUCAAAAUUUGUUUUCCUUCAUUUCCAAGAGUACGAUAUUUAUUCUUCUUUACCAUAAUAUUAUGAUUGUGAUUUUUGGUACCGUACUGUGGAAUGAAGGUUGUCGGUUUAUUCACUUCUGGAGUCAAUAUUGUUUGCUGCGAAUUUUCAACUUCAAUGAA
This is a messenger RNA of Nilaparvata lugens (brown planthopper), 2848 nucleotides long. RefSeq lists its product as uncharacterized. The transcript is spliced from 4 exons. Lineage: Eukaryota; Metazoa; Arthropoda; Insecta; Hemiptera; Delphacidae. The record is from RefSeq and is a predicted model, not a curated record. The coding region runs from base 463 to 1323 and encodes 286 amino acids.